UGUAGUCAUUAAUUCCACAUCUUCUUCCUCGUAUCUCCAUCAUAUAUUACUCCCCGUGCAUUAUUGGGAAAAAAUCCUUAAUUACCCAAGUUUCAAAAAACAAUUCCCAUAAUACAACACUUUAAAAAAAAAUCCAAAAUGCCCAAGUUUGAAGCAGUUUGCUGCCUAGUAUAGCGAACCACUAAAGGGCUCACAGGAACGAGAAGCGAAUCAGUUUGUUCGCUUUGAAAGAAAGCGGCUCAGCACUGGUUCGCUGAUAUUACCAGCGAACAACUGCGAAUAAUUGCCCUGCCGACGUAGAUCAAAGCAGUUCGCUUUAUUUUCUAGUGAACCACGUGGUUCGCUGGAAUAGGCUGCGAACCACUGCCAAUAAUUUUCUGUGCUUUUCCCCGACAUGUCUCAGCGCGGGAUGCAGGGAUGCAGGGAUAAGACUGCUAGUGGAAGUGGAUCGCUGGAGUAGGCAGCGAACCAGUCUUCACUGAAACAAAAUAAAUGCCGAGAACCAUUUCUUUGUUCAUUCCUCUCCUCUCUUCAUUCUAAUUAAAAAAAACAAAACAAAAAAAACAACCGAAGAACAACACAUUUUCAGCAAUGAAGAAGAAGGUGCCAUUGAAAGGUAUGGUUGUUCAUGUUAGUUGUAACAUCCGUUAUAUCAUACUUCGAAUAUAGAUUAGUGUUUUGCUUUAUACUUUGUACAUAUAUUUAGAUUUAGUUAUAUUAGUUGUUAUUAGCCCUUGACCGUAGAUUAGUAUUUUGGUUUAAUACUUGGUUGAUAUAUUUAAGUUAGUUGUAUUGAUUGUUAUUAGCCUUUGAAUGUAGGUUAAGUAUGUUUUGUUGAAUGUAACAUGGGUUAAAUUAGUCUUUGAAUGUAGAUGAAUUAUGGAUUAGGGUUUGAAAAUAAUAUUUGGCUAUUUAUUCAUAUUUAUGCUUCGAAUUGUAUGUAAUUUUUUAUAUUGUAAAAUGCAGAAAUGGGAAGAAAUUUUAGAAAGUUCGACCUAUUGAUUCGAUGGAAUGGUCGAGUGACAAUAUUUCAAAAUAGUGUUGAUUAUGAAGGUGGUGAGGCAAGCACUGUCCGAAUUGAGAGCAGAUUUGGUUGGCAUGAUCUCUUUAAUAUUUGUGAGGAACGAUGUUGUAUAGGUGAUCAUCGAAGAGUAUGCAAGAUGGCAUAUCAGAUGCCGGUUUACGACGGAUAUGAAAUGGUGUACGAAGAAUCAAUCUUGUCUGAUGAUGAUGGAAUUAAUAUAAUACUGGAUUUCGUACAUGAAAAUAGAUUUCGAGUUGUCGAGGUGUAUAUCGAGACGGAAGAGGUGGGCGAGUAUGGUGGUGGUGCUAAUACCGAACAUGGUGAAGGUUCUGGUGGAGUUGGAGGUUCAGGUGGCUACGGAGGUUCGGAUGGCGUACCAUGGCCAAGAGAUGAAGCUAAUAUUACACCUGGUCCAAUGGUUGAAGAUGAUGGACAAGAAUGGCCAGCAUGGGGUAAAGAAUGGGUCAACAUAGGAUCAUCCGCACAAGGAUCAGUUAGGAAUGAUUAUCAUUGUGGGGAUAAGGCAACUCCUCCCCCCACAAGUGAGGAAACUGACAUGGAAGAUUUGGCAUCUGUGAGUAGUGAAGAUGAUGAAGGUGAUGAUGAUGAUGAUGAUGAUGAUGAUGAUGAUGUCGAUGAGGGGGUAUUCGAGCCUCCCACACCUCACUACACGAUGGUACCACAACAUCCUCUCUAUGCUCACAACGACGAUUCAGACUACCAUCCUGUACCCAUCUGGAGUCCUAAUGCAGGUUUUGUGGUUGGGCAAACAUUUGGAGGAAAGCCAAAUGUUAUGGAUGCGUUGAAAGAAUAUGCAAUGCAGAAGAGCUUCCGAUAUCGUGUUCACAAAUCAUACACUAAAAAAAUUCAUGUCCGAUGCGAGAACUAUGGAGAUGGGUGCAUGUGGCAAGUUCGGGCUGCAUUUGUGAUGAGGCAGGGGGCUUGGCUUAUUCGCAAGGCCGACAACAUCCAUACUUACAGUUCGUCAAUUAUUUCUCUUGAUCAUAGGCAGUUGAAUGCAAGAAAAGUUCACAAACCAUCAAGCAUCUGGUUGAGGCACAACCUGGCAUCACUGUAAAGGCUGUCAUUGCUGAGGUGAAGAAUUGUCAUGGCUACACCAUUAGGUACAAGAAAUCAUGGCAUGGAAAUCAAAAGGCAAUGGGGGAGGUCUAUGGUGAUUGGGUGGGUUCGUACGCUUACCUACCACGACUUAUACUAACAUUUGGUGACAAAAAUCGUGGUAGUGUUUUCGUGCCAAAAAAUGAAGAUUAUGUAGCAGGGAGCAAACGAGUAUUUGAUCAACUGUUUUGGGCAUUCAAACCAUGCAUUGAUGGUUUCGAACACUGCUUGCAGGUAAUUCAAGUAGAUGGGACCUUUUUGACGGGCAAAUAUAGGGGUACUCUGAUCGCCACAAGUGUUGAUGGCAACAGACAAGUCUUUUCACUUGCAUUUGCUAUAGUUGAAUCGGAGAACAACGAAAGUUGGCCAUGGUUUUUUCAGCAACUAUACACUCAUGUUACUCAACUGAAGGGCAUUGCCAUCCUAUCUAAUAGUCACAGUGGCAUUCGUCAUGCAAUGUACGAUUUGCCUGAUGAGGAGCUUGGAUUAGGGAUGGCAAUGGGGCGGGUUUGCCUAAACCAUCCCCAAACCCAUCUUCAAAUACCCAAACCCAUACCCGCCCCAUACCCAUGCAGGGGAAUGUUUUGCAAACCCAUCCCCAUACCCGUGGGUUUCGGGUACCCAUGGGUAAUACCCAUACCCGUACAUCAAACAUUAUUAUACCUAAAACUUACAAGAAAAGUUUUAAUUAUAACUCUAAACGAACAUAUUAUAUCAUGAAGUCAACAAACACGGUCAUUUUUUUAAUAUGGUUCAAAGAAUAUGAUCAUAAAAUAUCCAUUAAUACAUAAUAUAGAGUAUAAUAUUUUUCAAAUUAUUAUGUUCCAACUCUCAUACAUAUACUAAAUAAUAAUUAACUAACAUAAUCUUGUUGACAAGGGGGGAAGUGAAAGAGUGCAAUGAGAAUUGAGAGAAAUGAAUUAGGUUUUGAUUA
Linum trigynum is the source of this 3077-nucleotide messenger RNA. Lineage: Eukaryota; Viridiplantae; Streptophyta; Magnoliopsida; Malpighiales; Linaceae. The record is from the annotation of a GenBank genome assembly.